Momordica charantia (bitter melon) is the source of this 1190-nucleotide messenger RNA. Its product is annotated as Nucleic acid-binding proteins superfamily. The record is from RefSeq and is a predicted model, not a curated record. Lineage: Eukaryota; Viridiplantae; Streptophyta; Magnoliopsida; Cucurbitales; Cucurbitaceae. Gene Ontology annotation, molecular function: nucleic acid binding.
UUCCACGUUCUCGGAGAUCUGAGGAUUGGAAGGCAGCGAGGGAAUACCUUGAUAGUGGAUUUAUCUAUGAGGGUAGGAUUGAAGGUUCAAAUGCUGGAGGUUUACUUGUCAGAUUUCAUUCUCUAGUUGGCUUUCUUCCAUUCCCUCAAUUGAGCCCAUCUCAUUCUUGUAAAGAACCAUACAAAAGUAUCCAAGAUAUUGCAAAAAGCUUACUUGGUUCGAUUGUACCAGUGAAGAUUAUCCAAGCAGAUGAGAGAAACAAAAAAUUGAUAUUUUCAGAGAAAGAAGCUGCGUGGUCAAAGUUUUCUGAGCAAGUUAGUGUGGGAGAGGUUUAUGAUGCUCGAGUUGGUUCUGUGGAGGAUUAUGGUGCCUUUGUACAUUUACGUUUCUCUGAUGGUCUUUAUCAUCUUACCGGGCUAGUACACGUAUCAGAAGUUUCAUGGGAUCUAGUUCAGGAUGUAAGAGACAUCUUGAGUGAGGGUGACGAAGUGAGGGUGAAAGUUAUUAAUGUUGAUAGGGAAAAGUCCAGGAUCACACUGUCAAUUAAACAACUGGAGGAAGAUCCACUGUUGGAAACGCUGGACAAAGUAAUACCGCAGGAUGGUUCUGCUGAACCUGAUUCUUUCGGACCUAGAAGUGAUAGCGAAAUUAUACCACUUCCUGGACUUGAAACAAUAUUUGAAGAGCUACUGCAGGAAGAUGGUAUAGAAGAUGUUCGUGUCAACCGACAAGGAUUUGAGAAGCGGGUGGUUUCACAAGAUCUACAGCUUUGGCUAUCAAAUGCUCCUCCCGUUGAAAAGAAGUUCAUUCUUCUUGCUCGUGCCGGUAGGCAGGUUCAAGAAAUACAACUGACGACAUCGCUUGAUCAGGAAGGUAUAAAAAUGGCAUUGCAGCACGUAUUGGAGCGUGUCCCGUGAUUUGAAUCCGGAGUUCGUGUUCGAUUUUGUAUGAUGAUGUCUGUAAAGAAGAUGCUGUCAAUUCAAUUGUUUCCAGUAAGAUGUAUAUUUUGUUUGGUCUGUUCAUCUAUUCUAAUUUGCCAAGGAUCUUGUAAGCAUGAACGCUCGAUUGUUGUCUGACAGCGUUCUGCUUGGAAGAUUUAGUCUUUGUUUUCCAUAUUCAAUAUAAUAGUAUCAUUUUUGUGUUCCAUUGAAUUGAAACACAUGUAAAUUAGUUUCAAUUUGAUUCUUAUA